Carassius gibelio (silver crucian carp) is the source of this 4492-nucleotide messenger RNA. RefSeq names its product dual specificity protein phosphatase 3-like. Gene Ontology annotation, cellular component: cytoplasm. Bases 197 to 799 code for a protein of 200 amino acids. The record is from RefSeq and is a predicted model, not a curated record. Gene Ontology annotation, biological process: protein dephosphorylation; negative regulation of MAPK cascade. Gene Ontology annotation, molecular function: MAP kinase phosphatase activity; protein tyrosine/serine/threonine phosphatase activity. NCBI's taxonomy places the organism in Eukaryota, Metazoa, Chordata, Actinopteri, Cypriniformes, Cyprinidae. The transcript has 3 exons.
CGGAGCAUCGCAUCAGACCGCCGGUGGGCGAGUCCCGGGUGUGUCUGUCUGUCUGCCUGCGUCCAGGAGAGCGAGCUCCUUAACAACACCGAGAGGGGAGGGAAAUAAAAUGCUGGGGAAUCGACAGUAGUGACAUAUUCACCACUAUACACUUGUUGUUGUUUUAUUUUUUUGGCUUUUGGCGGAGGACUGAAACAUGAAGAAACAUCACAGCCCCGCGAAGGGACCACUGGAAGUCACCGUGCCAGACACCGAGGCGACCAUACAACAACUCAACAAGCUGCUGUCCAACGGAAGCGGUUUCUACAGCCUCCCAGCACAACAUUUCAACGAGGUCUUUCCCAAGAUUUACAUCGGCAAUGCGUUUGUGGCCCAGAAUGUGAUGCGUCUACAGCGUCUAGGUGUGACACACAUACUGAAUGUCGCAGAGGGAAACUCUUUCAUGCAUGUGAACACCAACGCAGAGUUCUACGCAGGAACUGGUAUCACUUACCAUGGCAUACAGGCCAAUGACACUGAGCAGUUUAACAUCAGUGCCUUCUUUGAGGAAGCAGCAGACUUCAUCGAUAAGGCUCUUGCACAUGGAAAAGGAAAGGUGUAUGUUCACUGCCGUGAGGGCUACAGCCGUUCGCCUACUGUCGUCAUCGCUUACCUCAUGCUCCGUCACAAGAUGGACGUACGAGUUGCAACAGCUACAGUAAGACACAAGAGAGAGAUCGGCCCAAAUGAUGGAUUCCUGCGCCAGCUGUGUCAACUCAACGAAAAGCUGGCAAAGGAGGGCAAGUUGAAGACCAAAUGAUAGAAUGUGCUCUACCCCCACAUAUAUUCACAAAUGCAGGCACACAAUCAAACUAGUGUGUACUAUUUCCAGUCCUAGUAUAUUAACAGAAUGUAUGCAUACAUCCAAAGCAUAAGCAUGGAGAUAUACGAAGUGAAUUCCAACACACUCUCACAUACACACUCACACAAAGUGUUGUCAGUGUCCUGAAUAAUUACCCCUGCUUCCAGCUGGCUGGUAAAGGGAACUUUACUGGCAUAUCUGAAUAAUUAAGGCUGUAGAAGGAGCAAGGGCAGCAUUUUAUAUGUCAUCACAACGGUUUUGUUUUUGCAUCAUUCCCCAUGAUAAUAAGGAAUAAUAUUUGUUUUUUCAAUAGCUACACCUAAAGCAUUCCAGUACCCAACUGUUUGUAUAUCUCACAAAUUCAACUUUUGGAGCAUAUUAGCCCAAUUGUCAUCUGAAAAAUUUGAGCACAAUCAUCCUAUGGGUUCCGAUUUACCAGAAACACUGCGAUUGCUCAUCCCAAUUCUAUUUGUAUGUGGUACAAUAUGAUAUUUAGGUAUAAAAAAGCAUGUCGAAUACACCUUUUAACACAUUUACAGACCGACAGCCAGAUUUUUGAUGGCUUUCCAGCAUUUAAAUCAGGAGGUCAAAACUGUUGUGUACCAGCACACACCCCUUUUGCUCACUAAAUUAACAUUCCACUUUGUACCGAAUGGUAGCAUACAAUCAAACAAGAUAUAUCUACAACAAACCAGCUGUAUUUUAUAGCUCAGAUUCAACAGACGCUACAACAGGUUCAACCCGGUUCUAUGCAGCAGUGAUAAUGCAUCAGCCCCAUUAGAUCUUUUUACUCUGGAAUCACUGUCUCACACUGCCAAGUCUCAUGCCACAUUUUGUCCAUCACAAGAUCACAGUCAGCCUUGACCAGAGAGACACAUCCGAUAGAUGGAGAGCCUCUACCAUGCCAACUGCCUAAUGAUGUGCCCUUAUGCAAGGUUUGUUACCUAGAGGUCCAGUGCCACUUCAUACGUUAGCUCAGAGAUCGCAGGAAGCGUGUCAGUGACAUCUGUGUGGUAGAGUGUAGAUCAGAUUUUUAAGGGUAGCUGUCGAAAUAGAUUAGGCUUACUUUGGCUCAGUUUUGUCCUUAAAACAGAAUCACUUCAGCACUGGAAUUGACUAAUUUUGCUGCACUGUUGGCUUGCUUCGGGUUUUAAAGGGGUCAUAUCGUACAUAUUUUUAUCAUUUAAUUAUUUCCCCCGAGGUCCACUUAUAACGUUAGUCCAAUUAAGCAGGCUGUUUUUGCUGCUGUGCCUUUAAGACUUCUAUGUAAGCAUCCUUUUUGCAUGUGAAGUAACUUACAUUGAUGAGUAACUUAUAGUUGUUAGUAUAGUUAAUGCUGUCCAUUGUUCAAUAACAGCAUCGCUGCAGCAGAUUCACAAAAAGUUCUGCAUUGAAAUGUGCUGUUCAAAACAGAUCAGAAUUUAACAGCAGAACUUUCCCACAUUUCACUCUUUAUUAAGUUUUGGAAUAAAAGCAUCCUGCCUACUUUCUCUGUAUAGCUUCUUUGGGACUGUUUUGGCUACACUGAUAUGUGUAUGGGCAGUCGUAUGUUAAAGAAUCAACAUUUUUGACAUCAAAAAUUUCAGUAUGAGACAUUUUUGUAGCUUAGCUUCAGUUUCAUGGUCUUUUUGGACUGGGGAGAAAAUUUUGAUUUCUUAAAGUUAACCCAAAAAAUAAGAUUUCUCUUAAUAUGACCUCUUUAAGAGAACCAGGCAGCAUCACUUUAUUUGGGAUAAGUGCAUGCAAAAGUUUUAAACACAUAGCUUUUUGAAUAAGUCUAAUUUCUCUUGUCAAAUUUGAUUGAUCUAAUUUUAAUAGCGCCUGGGCCUUUACAUUUAUUAUUACUGAAGGAAAAUACUAUAGUACAAAUCGUUGGCUAGAUUAUAACUCAAAGCACUACUUAAGCCUCUUUUUUACAUUUCUAUAUUCCAGAUAUAUACUUGUGUAUACAUAUUUAGAUGUUGACAUAUAUGAAUGUAUGACCUGUCCAUAGUAUUUGUGAUUGACCUUUAUCUAUUAACAUUAUAAAUAUAAAAAAAAUGUAGUCAGCAUCCACUUUACUUUGAAAUGCCAUGAAUGCACAUUUACCCCAAAACACCACCAUUUGUUUCACACACCCAGUUGUUUACCAAAACUUCAGUUUAUUAAACCAAUUUUUAUUUUCGAUUUGAUGGAGAGUGGUGUAAUUGGCUUUAUUCUUUUAUCAUUUACAUUGUAUUAGACUAGAGGAUCAAAGUCUGUUUUCACAGGUAAAACUGUUGCAGGCUACCUCACAACAUUCAUACUACUUGUAGCUAAUCCACAAUUUUGUUGUCUAAGAACAUUUAAAAUAGACAAAUACCUGUAUGUACGAAAGCAUUCAAACUAUAAACAUUCCUUUAAUAUAAUCUGGAGACCUAGGCUUUAUACAACCUAAUCAACUGUAGCUUUUGGAAACCUGUGUGCCGUCACAAAAACAGUGAACCACCAAUGAGGAUGGUCUGUGCCAAUGGCAAGCAAACAGUGGGAGUUUAUCAGUCAUUACAACGGAACUGAAAUCUUCCUGUGCUUUCAGAGAUUUAAGCAGCAACUUUUAACCUCAAAAAGCAACAGUAACACAUUUUGAAUUUCGCAUAUUUGGAAAUUUCAACAUAAAGAUGUGUUUGCCGGCUCUGUUGGCUACAAGGCUUCAGAAGAUGAAGAUGAACACACCCUUUUCUGAACUGGAUCUGAGGAAGGAGAAACACUGCCAUCUGUUGUUGAUAACCCAUGUGUUUUGUACAAACUGGCCUGCUAUGUAUUGCCUUUUAUUCGUAUGUAUCCAAUUCUAUGUUACACAGUGGAUAGUAAACAUUAUAUAUACAGGGAAGAUUAAAUGAAAAUGGUUGUAUACCACUAUAUGGCUUAAUGAUGUCACUAGUAUAUAACAAUGAAUCACAAUGCUGCUUGGUCAUUUUGUAUUUAUGUCUCAAUAUCAAUGUGUUACUUUUGUUUUUAAUUGAACAAACUAAGGUGUCUAAAGUGAUGCAUUUUCGAUGCAUUUGCAUUUUUUGUCAUUGGUGCGAAGUAUUGUCUGUACAAUUAUUUGUUGCUUCUUUGUUUUGUCAAUGCGUACCAGCACAUAGUUGCAUUCAUGUGUGCACACAGACUUGCUCAAACGCUGCUGACUACAUGUAACUCUAUAUUGUCUAUGUGCCGUCUCUUACUCCUGUAUGCUUUGUGUUGUUGCUGUAAUGUGAUAUUGUAAAUGAUUGACCACUUGUUUGUUGUAAAGGAUAUGGAAACCUCAGCAGUUGCAAAUUUGGCAGGAGGGUUUGGCACAAAUGUUCACACUCUCAAAUUAUGUUUUGCAUUUUGAGUCCGGGAGUUGCUUGAUGUGACUAAACAACAAACUUGCGGUUUCGUUUUAAUCUGACUUAAUCAGGAAAGGAAUUACAGAUUGCUUGAAGUGGAGGUCAAAUGAAUGCAUUCAAAUGACACAGGCUGUCUAAACAUCCCACCUUAAAGCCUUAGCCUGAAGAUGGAUUAUAUAUAUUUUUGAUUCAUAUCUUCACUUCACAAAGCCAGGUGUGCAGCUUCUACAGACACGUUGUGAAAUCACAGUUAUUUUUCUUACAUUGGAAAAUGUUCUUUUGUUUUAUGAUGUGUGAAAAUAAAUCGCAAAAAUUAAAA